GCCCGCGGUGGGAAGCUAUAAAAAGCGGCGGGCCGGGCGGGAGCGCAGAGGGGCCGCGGGCGCGGGUCGGGCACCGCGUGGGCGCAGGGCGCAGCUCCCGGCUCGGGGCCGCUCGCACCCGGGUCACGCCUCCUCGGCCGCAGGGCCGGGCCCCCCCCUGACCGCGUCCAGCCGCGGCCGCACUUCUCGCCCCGCGGAGGAGCGGAGGCGCCGGGUGGGUUCCCACGGCGCCGGGUCCCCAGAGCGCACGACGAGCGGGGCAGCCGAGCCCGGCCGGCCCCGCGCCCCGAGCCCGGGGGCCCCGCGCACCCGCACCGCGACCCCCCUACGCCCGACGCCUCGCCGGGACACCCCGCGGGGCCAGGAUGCGCGGCCGGGACGCGUGCCGCUGCCUCCUGCUCCUGGCCGCCGCGCUGCUGGCCGAGGGCGCGCAGCUCAACUCCAUCAAGUCCUCCCUGGGCGGGGACACGCCGGCCCAGGCCGCCAACCGCUCCGCUGGCAUCUACCAAGGACUGGCUUUCGGCGGCAGCAAGAAGGGCAAACACCUGGGCCAGGCCUACCCGUGCAGCAGCGACAAAGAAUGUGAAGUCGGGAGGUACUGCCACAGCCUCCACCAGGGCCCGUCGGCCUGCACGGUGUGUCGGAGGAGGAAGAAGCGCUGCCACAGGGACGGCAUGUGCUGUCCAGGCACCCGCUGCAACAAUGGCAUCUGCAUCCCGGUCACGGAGAGCAUCCUAACUGCUCACAUCCCAGCUCUGGACGGCAGUCGGCACAGGGAACGGAACCACGGUCAUUACUCGAACCACGACCUGGGGUGGCAGAACCUCGGAAGAACACUCACUAAGAUAUCACAUAUCAAAGGACACGAAGGCGACCCCUGCCUCCGCUCCUCAGACUGCAUUGAGGGAUUCUGCUGCGCUCGUCAUUUCUGGACCAAAAUCUGCAAACCCGUGCUCCAUCAAGGCGAGGUCUGCACCAAACAGCGCAAGAAGGGCUCCCACGGGCUGGAAAUCUUCCAGCGGUGUGACUGUGCGAAAGGCCUGUCCUGUAAGGUGUGGAAAGAUGCCACCUACUCCUCCAAAGCCAGGCUCCACGUGUGCCAGAAGAUCUGAGCACCUCCGAGGAAAGCAUCAGACGCAGACUGUGACCCCAGACAUCUAAUGCAUUAGAGCACGGUGGGAGAUAAGAUUGGCAUCGCGGCAGAAUGGCUGAAAUGAGGACCGAGCUGAGAAUAGAGACGACAGGGCGGAAAGAGAACCAAGUGGAUUAGGAAGGUGUCGAACAGGGGCAGCCAGCAGGUUUGCAGUGCCUGUUCAUGUAAAUAAUGCACACAGUUGGGAAGAUGUGAUUGUGGGAGGGAAAAGCACAUAGUGGGAAUGACUGGGCAGAUACCACAGGACUGGCCAAGGUUUAGCUGGGGCUGGAGGACAGAGUUCCUUCAGAUUAGUGAUUGUUAUUUAAAAAAAAAAACAAACCCCAAAAAGCCAUAUUUCUGUUUUAAAAUUUAGCUUAAAUAAAACGCUGAUUGCACACAGUUGACUCUAAAACACAAAACAUGUUGUCACCUAGGGAGUGGAAUUGAGUAUAAUCUGAGUAUAAUUUCUACUUCUCAUUGAAAGGGGGAAAGCAGUCAGUAUUUUCUAAAUACUUUAAAAGUAUCUGCAGGGUUUUAUCAAGACAUUUAAUAAACUUGUCUUUUCUCAAACUUUACUUACAUGUUUUAAUUUUUAUAUUUAAUUUAUAAUAUCCAACAAUUAAUAAGUAUCAAUAUUGUAAGAUUAAAACUUGGCCCAUUUAGACUCUUAAAUGACAUUGCCCUGCUCAUUUGUGAUUCCUGCCUUGAAUAGACGCAUUUUCUAAUCUGUGCCCAAUGAUCAGGAAUAGCAUGGAGAUUUUCCACAGACUGGAAGUUUUACAAAAGCCAAAAUAUGUGGGAAAUACGACCAGCAUGCUAGGGAGAUAAGUUACCUUAGAAGAUCUGGCAUUUCCUCUGUUUGGCCAGAGAAGAAUGGCAAAUACACCUAUUCUUUAUAUAAUUCGCAAAAUAGAAGGUGAAAGCUCAUGGCAGGCACUUGAGUUACAGCUGACCUACACAAAGCUUGGUAAUGAGCCAACUUUGUCAAGUAUGCAGAUUAGGUUAAUAUGCAAACUGUACGUCCGAAGCACAAACAAACAUUCCUAUACAAAGCACCAGACAGAACAACCUAAUUGGAAGUUUUCCAUGGAUUUGCUCUCUUAACUAUGUACUAUAAAUAUGAGGCCAGUGUGGUCAAAUAUUUUGGUCAAGUCCAACAAUGUCAAAGUAUGUUUAUAUUUAUGGUCUUAAGAUCCUGAAAUAAUUCUACUAUGAAGUGGUCUUACAAAACAGACCUCUUGGGCUUCAAAAGAGAAUAACUUGGCCCACUGUUUUCAAACAGCCUGUAACUGCUGAUAACCCCAUUUUUUCUGCACCAAACUCUGUGAAUUCUCUGAAUUGGCUGUUCUUGUUUUGGGAUUAUUUUUGGCCAAUAACGAUAGCUUAGUUUUUGCAACUGUCAAUAUUAAAAUUAUGAAUGGAAUAGUGUUUAAUAUCUACACAUCAGAAAUAUACAGAAACAACUUGUUCUUGAUUGUUUGAAACCUUUCAGGCACUUCUAAAUAUUAUGGAUAGAGCAGAAAACAAAACAUUAUCUUAUAAUUGUUAUAAUUUUGACCCUUAUAGGCUGCAAAUUACUCCUAAUUUUCUCUCACUCAAAUUCAUCUGCAGGUUUUCCCAGUCGAAAUUAAGCAGAGCCUUUUCAUUGAGUCUGUCAGCUUCCCACUGACAGUCAUUUUCCCCAUGUCUGCUGAGACAAAAAUUAUAAGCUAAUCCAUCGAAGAAGUAAAGUUUGUACCAAUAGAUUAUUGUAAGGUGACAACAUGGACGUGGAACUUUUCAGUCAACCCUUUCCUAUUGAACAAUUAUAUACACGAUCUGGUUUCUGCAUUAUUUCCCUUGUGUACAUCCCUUCAAAAAUUAUUUGAAGUAAUUUAUUUACAGGAAAUGUUAAUGAGAUGUAUUUUCUUAUAGAGAUAUUUCUUACAGAAAGCUUUGUAGCAGAAUAUAUUUGCAGCUAUUGACUGUAAUUUAGAGGAAAUGUAUGAUAAGAUAAAGUAUAUUAAA
This is a messenger RNA of Sorex araneus (European shrew), 3142 nucleotides long. RefSeq names its product dickkopf WNT signaling pathway inhibitor 2 (gene DKK2). Gene Ontology annotation, biological process: multicellular organism development; negative regulation of canonical Wnt signaling pathway. Lineage: Eukaryota; Metazoa; Chordata; Mammalia; Eulipotyphla; Soricidae. Gene Ontology annotation, molecular function: co-receptor binding; receptor antagonist activity. The transcript has 4 exons. Bases 366 to 1112 code for a protein of 248 amino acids. The record is from RefSeq and is a predicted model, not a curated record. Gene Ontology annotation, cellular component: extracellular region.